Molecule: messenger RNA, 1270 nt
Organism: Trachymyrmex cornetzi
Lineage: Eukaryota; Metazoa; Arthropoda; Insecta; Hymenoptera; Formicidae
Exons: 3
Coding region: 198-1097 (299 amino acids)
Source: RefSeq, a predicted model, not a curated record
UUCUACGGCCUCCCUAAUUAUCCUCAAUUGACACGUUCGUUUCGUGGUCGACACAUUUUCGUGAAUGUGAUCUUCAAUGAUGAUAGUUUACGUGUAUUCAAGACUUACUUUCGUUAAACGUUUAUCCGAUUAUCCUGUGAUAUAACGAAAUAAUUAAUAAUUAUUAUGUUGACAUAAUACACUCACCCCUUUUGUUUAUGUCAUUAUUAAAGCUACGCAGCGGAAUGAGCUCCAGCACUCUUACUGCAAGAGCAGAGGAAUAUUUUUUUAAUAUAAAUCCUAUAGCUCGAAGGAUCGGCGAGGAUAUAACAGCAACGAAGGAGGCCUAUGAAGGACUAUGGAGCACCUUGAGUACAGCGGAGCGCAAUCAAGCCAUCAACGAGACUAUAAUUCAGCCCGAGAUAGUUUUGAAGUACACCUUGAAGAAGGUUGAGUUGACAAAGGAAUUACCCGAGUGGUAUCCAAAACUGCGCAUACAAACUGGAAUGAAAUAUGUCAUAGAUGAAACCGGUUCAACGUUACGAUGGCGAGAUGAACACUCCGCACCAUUUUCGUUCAUGACUCAAUCACAGAUGAAUCUUAGUCUGAUAGACUCUAACGAAGAUGUGAAAUCUAGGUCAAUGAGGACUCAUUUUGGAGAAUUACCACAUUUUUCUAGUCCUGCGAAGACACAAAGAAACAAUUGCUCAUUAAGCGAUAACUAUAACUCCCUACACCAAGUCAGUUAUCCAUCAGAUUGUUACACCAGUGAUUUAUUCGAAAAUGAUCAGUGCAGCGAUGAUUUACUGACAAAUGAAAUUGACAGCGAACACUCUGAUAGUAUAUUUGCUAAACUGAUCAACAAGACCUCUUUAUUGAAGUUACAAAGCAAUGUCGAGGAUGACUUGGAAAGUUUGGUGAGGGAUUCCGAUACGGACAAAAGUCAAUCGAAUACUUUAGUGAUGACAUCGCGAACAAAAUCGAGCGACAUAAACGAAUCGACCGCUCUGUUAGAAACACCCAGUUCCUAUAGUAGCUUUCAGUCAUCCCAACUGAAUCAAGAAGAUGAAGAGAGAAGCAUACCAAAGACUGGAUUUGAGUUUCUCGAUAAUUGGUAAAUUCAUUCCGUUGUAGAAAGAAAUGAUUGAAUUAUUCGAAUACUCUUUUAUUACAUAAAAGAUAUUUCCAUAAUGUCCAAAGAAUGUAUGCAACAUAUAUGGUUGCAGAUGCCUGAACAAUGGCUGUGUUCAGCAGAAUGUUUAUUCUGUAAUUGUUGUAAGUUUUUUUCGCA